GUAAACCCUUCUUUUUCAUCUAAAAGGAGACUUUGAAGAAGAAAGAAAACAUUCAAAGCUUUAAAAACGCAGCGUUUUAGGAAAAAAGAGUUUGAGAGUGAUUCUGGCUUUCCCAACAAUGGAAGCUUUCAGUCUCCUUAACUACUGGAAAAGCAGUGGUGGUGCUGUUACUUUCCUUCCUCAAUCCUCCGAUUCUUCUUCUUCUUGCCGUUACUCCGCCGGCGAAUCCACCGGAACCACCACCAUUGUCACCUCCGUUACCGAAAUUGAAGAUGAAGAAGCUGAUGACGACAACGACGAAGGACCCUUCUUCGACCUUGAGUUCGCUCUUCCAGCUGAAGAAGACGAAGAAGAAGAAAACACAGACGCAGGAGUCGGAAGAGAGGGAGAUUCCGAUUGUACGGACGGUGGUUGUGAGUUCAAAUUCACUCUCUCGUCAUGUUCCGGUGGAGAAGAUCGAGUAGAUCCAGAUUUUCUUGAUGAUGUUUUCUUCAAGGAAACGAUUGUUGAAGAGGUGGAACCACCUUCUUCUUCAGAACAGCAGACUUGUUCCGUUAAAGCUCCGGCGGCGCAGUUAUCGGCGUCUAUUUUGAAAUCCGCCACUAAGCUUCGUGUGUUCAUGCUCGGAAUGAAGAAAUCUAAGCUUAUUCAAGCGAAAUCAGAAGCUAAUUUCGGAUCUGAAGACCUCGAGAAGAAUAAUCCUCCUCUUCCGCCGUCGUCACUCUCGCCGGAAUCGCAACAGAAAAGUACGGUGACAGUUAAUUUAAAAGUUGAAGAGGUUCCGAUAAUUUCUCUAUUCACCAGAGAAAACAGCUCGAAGAACUCAUCUUCGUCGUCUUCUUCUUCAUCUUCUUCGUCUUCCUCGUUAAGGAAGCAAAACGGCAACGAUACUGUCGUUUCAGAUGAGAAACGAUUCGUGAUGAUGCAAAAGUACUUAAAGAAGGUAAAGCCACUUUACAUCAGAGUUUCACGUCGUUACGGCGAGAAAUUACGACACUCCGGUCAAUUAACCGCUCCGUCGUCGGCGAGAUCCACGGCGGAGAAAACAGAAUCUCCGACGACGACGAAGACUAUUAAACCGGGAAACAUAAAUAUCAACAUUCCGGCAGGUCUUAAAGUAGUGAGAAAACACCUCGGAAAAAGCAGAUCGUCAUCGUCAACGGCAACUACACCGUCGUCUACGGCGUCGACUGUUACGACUCCGUCUGAGUCAAGAAGACGCGACGACUCGCUUCUUCAACAACAAGAUAGUAUUCAAAGCGCAAUUUUACACUGCAAAAGAUCUUUCAAUUCAUCUAGAGAUAAAGAUCCGUCGGUGUUACCAAGAUCGGUGAGUGAACCUUCCUCUUACGAGAAAUGAGAUAAUAUCGUAAUCUUUUUUCAUUAUUAGCUUUAAGAGAAUCUCAACGGUAUUGAUUUUCUCACAUUAACAACUUAUAAUAAUUAUAGGUUUCUGUAAAUAUUUCUUUUAGCUUAUUUUGGUCAGAAUUGUAGCAGUAAGUGUCGUGAGUUUUAGAUGUUAUGUUUGGUCAUGUAGUUAUGAUGACUGUUGGAACAUAAAAAGGUUAUUAAGAA
Molecule: messenger RNA, 1575 nt
Organism: Arabidopsis arenosa
Lineage: Eukaryota; Viridiplantae; Streptophyta; Magnoliopsida; Brassicales; Brassicaceae
Source: the annotation of a GenBank genome assembly